AUGGAGAGAAUCCGAGAAGGUAUCGGUGAUAAGCUUGGUCUGCUCUUGCGUGGCUGUGCAAUGUUCAUCGCUGCAGUGAUCAUUGCGUUCAUUUACGAAUGGCGCCUAGCUCUAAUGAUGCUUGGCGUUGUCCCGAGCACGUGUGUCAUCAUGUCGUUCAUGGCGAGAAAGAUGACGUCAACGACAAUGAGCGAGUUGGCAGGCGUGGGAAAGGCUGGAUCGAUAGCUGAAGAAUCGCUGAUGGGAGUCCGAACAAUCCAAGCCCUCAACGGACAAAAUGAAAUGGUUGAACGGUAA
Molecule: messenger RNA, 297 nt
Organism: Cooperia oncophora
Lineage: Eukaryota; Metazoa; Nematoda; Chromadorea; Rhabditida; Trichostrongylidae
Source: the annotation of a GenBank genome assembly